Messenger RNA from Triplophysa dalaica, 1122 nucleotides. Its product is annotated as granzyme B-like. The transcript has 5 exons. Gene Ontology annotation, biological process: proteolysis. Lineage: Eukaryota; Metazoa; Chordata; Actinopteri; Cypriniformes; Nemacheilidae. Gene Ontology annotation, molecular function: serine-type endopeptidase activity. The coding region runs from base 1 to 771 and encodes 256 amino acids. The record is from RefSeq and is a predicted model, not a curated record.
AUGAGAGCCACCUACAUCCUCAUACUCACCUUGGCUUUAACAUGCCUGACACUGUCUGGUACUUUCGGAGCUGACAUCAUCAAUGGGAAAAGAGCAAAGAAGAACUCGCUGUUGUACAUGGCGUCUAUACAGACAGACGAAAAACACAAAUGCGGAGGAUUCCUGAUCGAUCCGAGUUACGUGCUCACAGCUGCACAUUGCUAUGCGAGUGGCAACAUGACUGUUAUACUGGGGACACACAACAUUGAUCCACGGGGGUCGAAUCUGAGAAGAUAUACAGUGCAAAAUAAACAUAAGCAUCCGUCGUACCAGAAUGUUUCAAAUGGAGAUGACAUUAUGCUUCUGAAGCUCUCCGAAAAACUAAAACUGAGCAAAGCUUUGAAAACCGUCAAAAUUCCAAGCAAGGACAGACCGAUAAAGAUGAACUCCAAGUGCAUUGUAGCAGGAUGGGGCAAAACUGAAAAGCAGAAUGUGGUGAACGACCUUCUAGUAACGGACGUGUCGACCAUUAAUUUCACCACAUGCCAGUCUAUGUGGAAAUCGGUGAAUGUGAAACUUCCUGAAAACAUCAUCUGUGCUGGGGGCGUCGAUACCAAAAGUGGCGCGUGCCAGGGUGAUUCGGGUGGACCUUUGGUGUGCAGUGGGCUAGCAGUCGGAAUUGUCUCAUUCAACCUGAGGGGCCGGUGUGACUACCCAAAUGUUCCCAACAUUUACACCAAGAUUUCAAAAUAUUUACCCUGGAUCAAGAAGGUGAUGAAAGGAGGUGCUUAAUGUUGUCUUUGAUCGCCGAUAAUAUUCUUGUGCAUUUCAAUCGGUUUACAGUGUAGCCUUUUGUCUUGGAUUUUUGGUAAAGAUGAAAAAUAUCAAACAAUCAGUGUAAGAUAAGACUGAACAUUACUUCAUACCUGACUUGAAUAACAGUGAUAUAUAUAUGCAUACACAACAGUAUGACAGAAAUGUAUUUACUGUUAGUAUCUUAUGCACAAUUUGCAAACUGCAAUAAUACCAUGUAUUCUGAACAUUUAAUGUCUAUACUGUUUGUUUUAAAGUUUUAUGUAGAGCUUCUAUAUAACAAUGAAAAACUGUGAAAAGCCCUAUAGAAAUAAAUAUGAGUUGUUUGCU